AUGUGUGGCUCUGAUCCUACAGUUGAGAUCCAGCGAGAUGGGAGUGACAGCACCUGUCAUCACGGUCAGCUUCUUUUGGUGAGUAUGAUGUCUGCAAAGGGCAUGACUACAGUGAUGGUUGUCUUGUUUGCAAUGUGUUUCUUUACAAAGCUGGAAGGGAAAGCUGUUCAGAAAAGAUCUGUGAGUGAAAUACAGUUUAUGCAUAAUCUGGGGAAACACCUGAACUCGAUGGAACGAGUGGAGUGGCUUCGUAAGAAGCUACAGGAUGUGCACAAUUUCAUUGCCCUCAGAGCCCCUGUUGCUCCCAAAGAGGGUGGAUCUCAGAGGCCACAAAAGAAGGAAGACAACGUUCUGGUUGACCGUAAUCCAAAAAGCCUCGGAGAGGCAGACAAAGCUGAUGUGGAUGUGUUAAUCAAAACUAAAUCCUAA
Echinops telfairi (small Madagascar hedgehog) is the source of this 429-nucleotide messenger RNA. RefSeq names its product parathyroid hormone (gene PTH). Bases 1 to 429 code for a protein of 142 amino acids. Gene Ontology annotation, biological process: cell-cell signaling; intracellular calcium ion homeostasis. The transcript is spliced from 3 exons. The record is from RefSeq and is a predicted model, not a curated record. Gene Ontology annotation, cellular component: extracellular region. Lineage: Eukaryota; Metazoa; Chordata; Mammalia; Afrosoricida; Tenrecidae. Gene Ontology annotation, molecular function: hormone activity; parathyroid hormone receptor binding.